AUGGUUUGUUAUAAGUGCAAGCAAAGUAUCUCUACUCCGACUGAGAUAGUCAAGUGUGUUCAAUGUUGCGCAGAUUUCCACCCCGCAUGUUGCCGAGUGCGUACUGUUGCUAAGUUGAGUGCUAUGAUUGCGAGUGGGACUGCGUGGCGAUGCGAAAUAUGUUCUAAGGACUCUGGCUCUGGAGGUUCCAAAUCUGAGCAAGAAGAGGUCUCUGUUAUGGAGCUACUGAGGAGCAUCCAGCACCAAAUGACCGUGAGUAACAAGGACAACUCAGCUAGCUUCACAGCUCUGCAACUUUCUAUGACUACGUUGCAGACUUCCUUGGACGGAGUUCGAGCUAAAUUAGUUGCCGUAGAAGAAGAGAAUGUUAAGAUAAAAGAAGAGUGUCAUAAGCUGAUGGGAGCCAAUGAGAAGUUAUCAAGACGAGUGUCGGAUCUGCAGUGGGAGGUCAUGGAGAUGGAGCAACAUGCGAAGCUCCAGAACCUCGAGAUCCGGGGCAUUCCUGUCACAGCCGGAGAAGAUGUCUACAUGGUGCUGAGGGAGGUUGCUCGGGCUCUCAAGGUGAGGUAUGAACAACGAGACAUCUCCAUCGCACAUCGUCUGCCACAGCCGAGAAACAAGAAGUUCCCGCCAACCAUCAUCGUUCAAUUCGUCAAUAGAACUACGAAAGCUGAGUGGCUGGCUGCUGUGAAGACAAAUAGGUUACAGACGACCGACGUGUUGGCAACAUUCGCCCCGGCGCCUGUGUUCAUCAACGAACAUCUCACCAAACACAACAGGGAGCUUCUGAGACAGGCAAAGAGUCUGGUGCGAAGUGGAAGUCUUGCCUACGCCUGGGUUAAGGAGGGAAAGGUGUUUUGUGAGGAAGACUCAAGACUCCUACGCCAUCAGGAUCUUCUGGUCGCUGGAUGA
This is a messenger RNA of Homalodisca vitripennis (glassy-winged sharpshooter), 912 nucleotides long. RefSeq lists its product as uncharacterized. The record is from RefSeq and is a predicted model, not a curated record. The transcript has a single exon. NCBI's taxonomy places the organism in Eukaryota, Metazoa, Arthropoda, Insecta, Hemiptera, Cicadellidae. The coding region runs from base 1 to 912 and encodes 303 amino acids.